GUUUCACCUCUGAGAGUGUGUGCGUCCGGUGUGAGGUUUGCUCCUUUGUGUGCUUUUGUCUGCUUGCGGUACGGCGUGCCUCUUGGGUGAAGCAUUCGCAGGGAGCGCACAAAAAGGAACAGUGUUUUCUUUAGGAAAGUAAAACAUAUUUUUGAUUCUAAAACGAAGGGCUGACUUUAGAUUGGCGAAAUAAUGUCCAUUAGCAUCGAAUCUGGGUUUUCCAGUGAAGAGGUUCUUAAUAUUCGCUUCCCACUUCACCGGGCGUGCAGGGAUGGAGACAUCGGCGCCUUGUGUUCCCUCCUCCAGUGCAUCACAAACCAGGCAGACCUCGCCGCAGAAGAUUCCUUCUACGGAUGGACACCAAUUCAUUGGGCAGCCCAUUUCGGAAAGCUGGAGUGCAUGGUACGCCUGGUGCAGGUGGGCUGUGGCGUGAAUGCCGUGACGUCCAAGUUCGCCCAGACGCCCACGCACAUCGCUGCCUUCGGAGGCCACCCCGAGUGCCUGCUCUGGCUGCUGCAAGCCGGGGCCGACAUCAACAGGCAGGACUAUGUAGGUGAGACGCCCAUUCACAAGGCAGCCCGGGCAGGCAGCAUGGACUGCGUUAGAGCGCUGCUGUUACAGGGAGCCAAAGCUGACCUGAGAAACGCUAGUGGGCUGACCGCUGCAGACCUGGCCCACGCCCAGGGCUUCCAGGAGUGUGCCCAGCUCCUCUCUAACGCCCAGAACCAGCUCAACCAGCUCAAUGGCUUCUGCCCCCAUGGGGCUGUGAACGGGGGCCGCACACAGAGCCUCUUCAAUGGGGCGCCCAGUAGAAAGAGGUCCCUCGAUUGCAUGGAGUCCAACCACAUCAAGAAGGCCAGGACUGAUGGCUUGGACUCGCCCUUGAGUGUUUUUGGCGGCACAGAGGGAGAGCUGGAGAGCAUGCACAUGGAGCCAGCGCCGGUGCCAUCCGGUUCAGGAGACCCAAUAGCCACAGGUUUGACCAACGGCCAUGCGCCAGAGAAGAUCUCGCCAGCGAGCGGGUUUUUCGCCAACGGCGAUAGUCUCACGCCGCAGAUCAACGGAAGCCCGGCUGCCCUGACCAACGGCUUCCCGGUCCAGUGGGGAGCGACGGUACCCGGCCCUGCCCAGAACGGGAUCCCCAGCCCGGGCUCGCAGACGGGAGGUGGUGGUGGUGGUGGUGGUGGAGGUCGGAGCAUGGGCAUGUGCGGCACCCUACACCUGGAGGCCAGCCCCAGCAGCUGUGUGUCCCAGAGGCCCUCCUGGGCGGUGGGCUCUGAUGAAUCCCUGCACUACGGACACUACCACGGGUUCGGCGAUACGGCAGAGGCCAUAGAUGAGGCCAGCAGCCAGAUGGAGCACUGCUCGUCAGUGAAGGUGGAGGAGCGCUACGACCACGCCGUCUUCAGCACCAUGCAGCUGUUCCACGGGUCUUAAGGCUGCGUCCUUCCCUCCAUCCAUCCGUCCGUCAUAGCCAACGUGGCCUGACCGAGGAAUAGCAUAGCCUCGUUGCAGUGAUGUCUUUGUACCUAUUUGUAUGACACUGCGCACAUGGAGACAAACCAUGGCAAGCCAGGCUUGCUCGUAAAGGGAAGAGUUUAAGCUUUUUGCUUUUUUUAUUUUAUUUCUUCCUGUAACAGUAAUGGUAGUUAUUGUAUAAUCUGAAACAAGUUUGUUUUGUGGUUGAAAGAUUAGUUGAACAGAUUUAAAUUUGUUCAAUGCACUAAAAUGCUAUUUUUGUUUUCAAAUGUCAUGAAAUAGAUUUCAAUGCAUUCAGAUAGGCCCUCCUGGUUCAGGAGUAAUUGGUUCAAGCCUUUUUCUUUUUUUGUAAGCAAUGACCUGUAUGUCUUGGGAGAAUAGUAAUAGUAUGUUUUUGUGCCAAAUUGACUAACAUGGCACCAGCUUUGUGGUUGUGAGAUCAUGAUGGUGAAUGGGGUUUUUUUGUUUGUUUUUCUAAAUGUGAAAAUGAAGAUGCUACGGUUGUGAAACAGUAUUUUCUUUUUGCUGUUAAGAGGAUUGGUUAAUUGAAUGGUUGUCAUUACAUUCCCUUUUGGUAUCGUUUGUGUAUUAUGAAGACAAUAAAGUGAUCACAGCA
Conger conger (European conger) is the source of this 2095-nucleotide messenger RNA. It is a transcript of the gene ankrd10b, whose product is annotated as ankyrin repeat domain 10b. NCBI's taxonomy places the organism in Eukaryota, Metazoa, Chordata, Actinopteri, Anguilliformes, Congridae. The record is from RefSeq and is a predicted model, not a curated record. Gene Ontology annotation, molecular function: protein binding. Bases 193 to 1437 code for a protein of 414 amino acids. The transcript is spliced from 6 exons.